Messenger RNA from Sinocyclocheilus anshuiensis, 585 nucleotides. Its product is annotated as 1-phosphatidylinositol 4,5-bisphosphate phosphodiesterase epsilon-1-like. The record is from RefSeq and is a predicted model, not a curated record. The annotation marks the transcript as partial. Lineage: Eukaryota; Metazoa; Chordata; Actinopteri; Cypriniformes; Cyprinidae. The transcript is spliced from 4 exons.
UGCAGUACCUUUGGCCACCCUGGAUCCCUUUCCUUAUCCAACAGCAAAGGCCAGUCUCCUGGAUCCUCCUUAUCAUCCUCCUCCUCAUCUUCCUCUGGCUCCUUUAGCACAAACACCUCCACCCCUACCCGCCCUCAUUCCUCCCCCAAUCUCCCCGGCAACCCCAAAAGUCAACCAGGGGCCUGGAGCAGUCGGAGCUGGCAUGGUCGAGGGAAAGGCUGCUUCAGGGGCUUUCAGGAUCUUAUGAUCUCCGACAGCAUCAUGAGCUUUGUUGAAUUUGUGGAGCUCUUCAAGUCUUUUAGCAUUCGCAGUCGUAAGGAUCUGAAGGAACUGUUCGACACUUAUGCCGUGCCUUGUAGUCGCUCGGGUCCUGACUCUGUCCCACUCUACACCACACUGAGGAUUGAUGACAAACUCACAGGAUUGCAGCCAGAUCUUGAUCUCCUGACUCGCAACGGUUCUGACCUGGGCCUUUUUAUCCGCACACGUCAGCAAAUGUCUGACAACCAGAAACAGAUUUCAGACGCCAUCGCAGCUGCUAGCAUCGUGACCAAUGGCACUGGAGUGGAGAAUUCAUCGCUGGGU